Molecule: messenger RNA, 3663 nt
Organism: Caenorhabditis sp. 36 PRJEB53466
Lineage: Eukaryota; Metazoa; Nematoda; Chromadorea; Rhabditida; Rhabditidae
Source: the annotation of a GenBank genome assembly
AUGAAUCUCCUGGGAGAUUUCAUUCACAUCGUGUCUAACUGGUCGUUCGUCGCCGUGAGAAGUCCUUCUAUGGUGGUGAAACACGGCCACAAAGAGCGUUUCCUCCGAUUUCCAAAUCGAUUUCCGGAUGAACAUGGAGCACGUUUUUGUCUUGAGCACAUCUCUCGCCAGUUCGACGUCCUUCUCCAGUUUGACCGAAAGUCUGCAUCCCUGAUCUCUGAUUGCUCCUCCGCUUUUCACCUCAUUCGACUUGUACUGAAAAUUCUUUUCACAGGCUAAAGUUGCCAGAGUAACUCUCUGGUGUUUGCGUGCACUAGUAGUGAAUGACCGUUCACGCUUCUACGGUGGAUUUCGAUCAAAAGAAAAGAGGGAAACCUACAUUUCAGGCGUCGAGGGAGUCGGAUCACAAAGACGAUGACGAGAAGACGAAGUCGCAUGGCUACGAUGGCGACGGCGAUGACGAUGACGAGAAGACGGAGCGCGGCAACGAGGGUGAUCUGGAAACCUCUUCUCUACGGUAAACCCACAGAAAAUAAUUUUAUUGUACUAUCAAAAACGAAAGAAAACCAAUUUUCUACGUAUAAAAGUGGUCUUCUGCUUAAUUGUUCGAGAGACGAAAAAUUUUGCGAAAGUUUAUUGAAAGGAACGGACAAAAUGCUCAUAUAAAUACACAAAAACAGUUCUAUUGUCGCUGUUCUAUUCUGCCCAGUUCUAUUAUGUCGCAGUUCUAUUAUGUCACGGUUCUAUUCUGCCCAGUUCUAUUAUGUCGCGGUUCUAUUAUGUCGCAGUUCUAUUCUGCCCAGUUCUAUUAUGUUGGACCGCCCAAUGUUCCUGUUCCAUGCUUCUAGUACGACACUCCGAAAUAACGCCGCGGCUGCGCUUCAAACCCUCAAAAGAUAUCUCGAAUGGCUCCCAAAAAAGCAAUUCGUAUUCACAAUCCGGCUCCAUUUUUUAUCACCAUUCGAAUAUACGUGUUAGUACACUCGACUCGCAUAUAUUUAAAGCGCCCAUUUCUCAAUUUCCGUCUGUUUUCUUUCCCGUACGGGCGUCUUGCGUUUUGUAGUUGUUUCCAUGCGUUGACAUGCUCGUGACAGGCCAUCUCAUUGUUUCGAAACGCAUUCCAAAUCAGUCUUUCGGCAUUUAGGCCCGCUUUUUUCUUCUCCGUCAGCUUAUGCAGAAUUUCAUAAUGUUCUUUUUUGCAAAAUAGAUAUCGCUGGAAUGUCUCGCUGGAAUGUCCCAGUUUUGUGAAAUAUCAACACAAUAUUACUCGUUCUUCUAUUACUAUCUCUCGAUAGCUAUACGUAUGUAAUUGUGUGUAUAAAAAGCCCGAAAAGUGCUGGGAGCCGAACCGGUUUCUCUUUUUCUCUCACUCUUUUCGCUCUCUGUACACACAUUGAACAUUUCCACCAUAAUAUAGACACGCACACAGCUGGCCGUCUCUUCUCGCUCUUUCUUUUUUACUCUAUUUCUCUGCGAACAAAAAGAAACGUUGAAAAGAAAAAAACGAGAGAAACGAGAAUAAUUCCAGCACUGAUUUCUCGCCUCGAUUUCUUUCUCACUUCCUCAUCGCGUCUUUCUGCGUUUCCCAAUUGAUCUCUUUGAAUUUUUCAGCGAUAUGGAUCGAAUACAGGAGAACAAGACGAAGGCGGCAAAUCUGUGUGAGCUGUACGCCGACGAGAACGAAGACGAGAAGGAGGAGGCGAAGCAGCAGCAUAAGGGGCUCGACGCCGGUUUCCUGCUCCGGAGCACUCCUGCGGACGUGGAGAAGUAUCUGAAGCAUAUCAACAAGCUUCUGUUGGAAGGAGAGGGAGAAUGCCUCAUCGAGAUCGGACUGCCAAUCUCUUCCAACUCGAAGAAUCCACGUGUCGGUCUGAGCGAGAGUGAUUUGGAUAAAGCAAUCGAGGCCCAUAACAAGAUUCUUGAGAAGAUUCCGGCUAUCGGAACGAAGAUCGAGCGACGGAAGCAGACGGGCAGCGAACUGUACUCCGAAGUGUGGCUGGUGCGUGAUCCGCCGGCCGAGAAGGACUUCAUCGAGGCGCGCGUGGCCGUCGUCGGAAACGUGGACGCCGGAAAGUCGACGUUGCUCGGAGUGCUCACUCAUUCGGCGCUGGACGACGGAAGAGGAGCCGCGCGUACGAAGCUGUUCCGCCACAAACACGAGUUCGAAUCGGGCAGAACUUCGUCGGUCGGAAACGACAUUCUCGGAUUCGACGUGCACGGAAACGUCGUCAAUAAGCCGGAUCCACAUAAUCACAAUCUGGAUUGGGUGCAAAUCGGGCAGGAUUGCAGCAAAUUGGUCACAUUCAUCGACUUGGCAGGUCAUGAAAAGUAUCUGAAAACGACAAUCUUCGGAAUGACGGGUCAUAUGCCGGACUACACGAUGCUGAUGAUCGGAUCCAAUAUGGGCAUCAUCGGAACGACGAAAGAGCACCUUUCGCUGGCUCUUUCCCUCCAAGUUCCCGUUUAUCUCGUUGUCACCAAAAUCGAUAUGUGCCCGCCACAGAUUCUCGAGGAGACCAUGAAAAAUAUCACUCGUCUCGUAAAAAGUGCUCGCAAACUUCCGAUCGUCAUCAAAAACAUGAGCGACGUCGUCGACGCGGCUUUCAACUUUCCGAGCAAAAAGUGAGAGAUCUCCAGUCAAUUUCGGAUAUUGUAAAUCCUUUUUCUGCAGAAUAUGUCCAAUCUUUAAAGUUUCCAACGUGGAGGGAACCAAUCUGCCACUUCUCCGCCAGUUUCUGAAUAUCGUGCCGCUUCGACGAGAGCUCAACGAACACGAUCCGGCUCAUUUCCAAGUUAGCACAGAAAAAACGGCGCCGUCUUCAUGAAAUCAUUCAGAUUGACGAUAUUUACUGGGUGGACGGAGUGGGCACUAUUGCCAGUGGAACCCUGCUCUCUGGAACCAUCCAUCUCAACGACACUCUGCUGCUCGGACCCACUUCCAACGGAGACUUCACUCCGAUUCCAAUCAAGUCUAUCCAUCGCAAACGGAUGCCCGUCGGUCUCGUCAAGUGUGGACAGUCUGCUUCAUUCGCAUUAAAGUGAGCCGAUUUCACCAUACUGUUAGAAAUAUAAUAUCUGUUUUACAGAAAAAUUGCAAAAAAAGAGGUUCGCAAAGGAAUGGUUUUGGUGGAUCCGAAGGUGAAGCCGGUGGCGAGCAUGCUGUUCGAAGCGGAGAUCCUCGUUCUUCAUCACCCGACGACAAUCAAGCCCAACUACCAGGCGAUGCUCCACAUUGGCUCAGUUCGCCAGACGGCCACGCUCGUCUCGAUGGGCAAGGUGCGUGAAAUCGAAGGAUCUUCUUUCGACUGACAUUCUUGCAGGAAGUGCUGCGGACUGGAGACCGCGAUAAGGUGCAGUUCAAGUUCAUCCGGCAGCCGGAAUACAUCCGCGCGGGCACCAAAAUGGUCUUCCGUGAGGGACGCACGAAAGCCGUCGGAACUGUGCUCUCCGUCGUUCCACAGGAAUCGCUGGCUCAGCAGAGAGCCAAACAAAAAGAAGGAAGACACAAGAACUGUGAGUUUUCAGAAAAAAAUAAUACAAACAACAGGACACUCUGAAUUUUCAGUCGGAAAGAAAAGCGGUCCAAAGCCACCGAACGGAAAACCGAAGGUGGAGAAACAGCUGGAAGCCCUCUCAAUCGAUCAAAUCGUCGCCUCCUCGUAA